AUGGCUGCCCCUCAGCCAAAUGGCAACAAGCCAGUCGCUAAGUCUAGUCACCCUCUCAGCCGGGUCGAUCUAGAUGGCAACGACCUCCCCCCAUCUCCUGCUCCAUCUAGUCCGCGAAACGGACGGCGGCGCUACGCUUUCGCCACCGAACUCGUCUACACAGACAGCAAGGACCAGUACGGCGCCUCGAGCAUCCCUAUCUACCAAUCCGCCACCUUCAAGCAGACGACAGCUUACGGUGGUCAAUCUGAGUACGACUACACGCGUUCGGGCAAUCCCACGCGAACCCAUCUCGAGCGACACAUGGCAAAGAUCAUGAAUGCCAACCGCGCCCUCGCCGUCUCCUCAGGUAUGGGCGCCCUGGAUGUCAUCUCGCGACUCCUCCGACCUGGCGAUGAGGUCAUCACCGGUGAUGAUCUCUAUGGCGGCACCCACCGUCUCCUGACAUAUCUCGGUACCAACCAGGGCAUCACGGUACGCCACGUUGACACAACGAAGGUCGACGUCGUCAAGGCCAGCAUUUCUGAGAAGACGGCUAUGGUCCUCCUUGAGACCCCCACCAACCCUCUCAUCAAGAUUGUCGAUAUUCAGAGCAUCGCCACCUACGCCCACGAGGUCAACCCCAAGUCUCUCGUCGUUGUCGACAACACCAUGAUGUCGCCCAUGCUCCUUAAUCCCCUCGAGAUCGGUGCCGAUAUUGUCUACGAGUCCGGAACCAAAUACCUGUCUGGUCACCACGACAUCAUGGCCGGUAUCAUUGCCACCAACGACACCGAGAUUGGCAACAGGCUCUUUUUCACCAUCAACUCGACCGGCUGUGGCCUGUCACCCAACGACUCCUUCCUGCUCAUGCGUGGCGUCAAGACGCUCGCCAUCCGUAUGGAGAAGCAGCAAGCCAAUGCACAGGCCGUUGCCGAGUUUCUCGAGUCCCAUGGCUUCCGCGUCCGCUAUCCCGGUCUCAAAUCCCACCCCCAGUACGACUUGCACUGGUCGACAGCCCGCGGUGCCGGUGCAGUCCUCUCCUUUGAGACUGGCGACCCUGUCGUGUCGUCCAAGGUUGUCGAGGCUGCCAGGAUCUGGGGCAUCAGCGUCAGCUUCGGCUGCGUCAACAGUCUGAUUAGCAUGCCUUGCCAGAUGAGCCACGCUAGCAUUGAUGCCAAGACCCGCGCCGAACGCCAGAUGCCAGAGGACAUCAUCCGCUUGUGUGUCGGAAUUGAGGAUGCCACGGAUCUGAUAGAGGACCUUUCUCGCGCACUUGUGCAAGCCGGUGCUGUCACCGUGACUAUGGACGGAUUCCACGCGGCCGGCGCUGCAGCAGAAAUUGGCAAGACCCCGCUCACUAUUUGA
This is a messenger RNA of Geosmithia morbida, 1347 nucleotides long. RefSeq names its product cysteine-S-conjugate beta-lyase. Gene Ontology annotation, biological process: 'de novo' L-methionine biosynthetic process; transsulfuration. Gene Ontology annotation, molecular function: pyridoxal phosphate binding. The transcript has 2 exons. Bases 1 to 1347 code for a protein of 448 amino acids. The record is from RefSeq and is a predicted model, not a curated record. Gene Ontology annotation, cellular component: cytoplasm. NCBI's taxonomy places the organism in Eukaryota, Fungi, Ascomycota, Sordariomycetes, Hypocreales, Bionectriaceae.